Dufourea novaeangliae is the source of this 664-nucleotide messenger RNA. RefSeq lists its product as uncharacterized. Gene Ontology annotation, cellular component: dynactin complex. NCBI's taxonomy places the organism in Eukaryota, Metazoa, Arthropoda, Insecta, Hymenoptera, Halictidae. The record is from RefSeq and is a predicted model, not a curated record. The transcript has 2 exons. Gene Ontology annotation, biological process: cytoskeleton-dependent cytokinesis. Bases 98 to 664 code for a protein of 188 amino acids.
UAUAUUGUGCUGCAAAACGUUACAUAAAUACCGUUAUUUAUAUUCUUCUGUUGUAUAAAGUGAAGUUACAAUUUAGCAGCUACUAAAUUUGGUCAAAAUGGCAACUAUUGAAUUGCUAGAGGAUAGAAUAGCAGAAUUGGAAAAACGUAUAUGUGGACUAAAAAAUACAAAUGGGAGUAAUAAUAUUCCACCGGAGAAUCCUGUGAUUGAUAGCCUCUUACAUGUGAAUACAUUGAUCUCAUCUGCUAUGUCAGGGCGUGAAAAGACAAGUGCAGCAAUAAAGCGUUUACCGGAAUUGAAUAGUUAUUUAGAUCCAGCAGUAGAAACCAUAGAGUUACCUAUAGAGGCUAAAGUUCAGUUACUGCUUACAAUGGAACCAGAGAUCAGACAGAAUUGUGACAUGUUACAUCAGAUGCAGGAACUGUUGCCUGUAAUAGAAACUAAUAGAUUAAGAGAUGUACCAGAAUUAUCCAGCAAACUGAAUGAUUUAAAUCUAUCGUACUUGAAAAUAUAUGAAGAGAGUCAAGACCUGAAUAGCCACAUAAAUGAAGUUUUCUCCAAAUACAAUGAAGUAAUAAAUAGCAUUUCGAAGUCAUUAAUUGCUAUAGACACAGCAGUAACAGCUGCCGAAACUGCAGCUAAGCCUAAAAAGCAAGUAGAUUAA